GACCUCUACUCUAGGCCUUUCGGUUUGCGCGGGCCGGCCCGCUGCGGGGAGGGGCGGGAGCUCUGGCGGCCGCUCACGAUGGAGAAGCUGGAGCAAGGCCUGUUGAUGCAGCCAUGGGCCUGGCUACAACUUGCUGAGAACUCUCUCUUGGCCAAGGCAUAUAUCACCAAGCAGGGGUACGCCUUGCUGGUUUCAGAUCUUCAACAGGUGUGGCAUGAACAGGUGGAUGCUUGUGUGGUCAGCCAGCGAGCCAAGGAGCUGAACAAGCGCCUGACUGCCCCCCCUGCGGCUUUCCUCUGUCAUUUGGAUGAUCUGCUUUGCCCGUUGUUGAAGGACACAGCUUGCCCCAGCAAAGCUACCUUUGUCUGUGAUCGUGUGGCCGAGGCACUGAUCCUGCGCGUGCGGAGUGAGCUCUCUGGUCUCCCCUUUUAUUGGAAUUUCCACUGCACCCUAGCCAGCCCUUCCCUGGUCUCCCAGCAUUUGAUUCGUCCUCUCAUGGGCAUGAGCCUGGCCUUGCAGUGCCAAGUGAGGGAGCUAGCAACCGUACUUCAUAUGAAAGAUCUAGAGAUCCAGGACUACCAGGAGAGUGGGGCUGUGCUGAGCCGAGAUCGGUUGAAGACGGAGCCAUUUGAAGAAAAUUCCUUCUUGGAACAAUUUAUGGUAGAGAAACUACCAGAGGCAUGCAGCGUAGGUGAUGGAAGGCCCUUUGUCAUGAAUUUACAGAAUCUGUAUAUGGCAGUCACCAGACAAGAGAUCCAAGGGAGACCGAACCAUCAGGGCACUGGAGAUCCUCAGCCCUCAAGCAGUGCCUCUCCACAAGGGACCGAAAACCAAGUUCUGAACCAGCCGGAAGAACCAGCACCAUCCCUCCCAGUGCCCGAGAAAGAGCCCCCAGGUACUUCAGGCCCUAUGCACAGACCUCAGCUGUCAAAGGUCAAGAAGAAGAAGCUGAGGGGGCUCUUCAGUUAACCUGUCUCUGUCCCGACUGCGGAGAAUGGGCUUGGAGAAUAGUUUCCUCGUGUCGCCUUGAGAGGAGCUCCUGUAGCAACAGCAUCUCCAGCACGGGGUUACAUAGUCAGAGGCCCCACAGCAAGGCUGACGUAACAGAAAUUCCCGCGGACAGGCGUGGGUACUGUUAACCCAGGGAAUCUGGGCUCCCACCCGCUGGGCGUUGGCCUUCCCUAGCCGAGUGGAAGCCAGCUUCUGAGAAUCCCAUACCUUCCUCUCUUUUGUCGGAGGUUCCCCAGACCCAGGAUCCUACCAUGGACUUUAGGUGCAGAGGACAAGUCAGCAAAAAAGGCACAACGUGCUCAGGAAGCCUUGUCCACCUUUCUCAAGAGUCCCUAGCUCCUCAGAGACCCACUUCUCUCUUAAGCCCGGAAUAAAAAGCACUCACACUCCCCUG
Neomonachus schauinslandi (Hawaiian monk seal) is the source of this 1405-nucleotide messenger RNA. It is a transcript of the gene NHEJ1, whose product is annotated as non-homologous end joining factor 1. The record is from RefSeq and is a predicted model, not a curated record. Gene Ontology annotation, molecular function: DNA end binding. Bases 79 to 969 code for a protein of 296 amino acids. Gene Ontology annotation, cellular component: DNA ligase IV complex; nucleus. Lineage: Eukaryota; Metazoa; Chordata; Mammalia; Carnivora; Phocidae. Gene Ontology annotation, biological process: double-strand break repair via nonhomologous end joining. The transcript has 8 exons.